AUGGAGCCACAGAAUCAGGAGCCCGACCUCAAGCUGGUUUACCACCGGUUGCUGAGUCCGCUGUCGCUCUUCCCCCGCAAGGCGACACCUUCAGAGCCUCCGAAGAGACGCUCGCAAGAGGUCUCGACUUUGCAAUCUGUCCCGCUCGCGAAGCUAAAAGUGGGGCCGUUGUGCCGCCAGGUAUCGAAGCGGCUAGCAGGCAGCGGGCGGGCGGCGCGGGUGACUCCCAAGGAUCGACUCCGACUCACCCAGGUUAUCCUAGAGGAGCUGAAGUGCAGCUGGCAGGAACCUCCUACAGAACCUAUUUUGAACUACGAGAACAACCAGAAGCUGCGGAAGCGUUUGGAGUCCUACGUGCUGAUCUGUAGCGAGCAGCUCUUCAUACGCUACCUGCACCUGCUGGUGACCCUGCCGGCCACUAGGAGGGUCUUCACUGAAUCAGCCACCCUCAGCCGGUUGGCAGCCAACCUUGCCAGGGAUUGCACAAUCUUCCUCACCAGUCCCGAUGUCUACCGCUGCCUGCUGGCUGAUUUUCAGACCCUGCUGAAUUUAGAGCAGACCCAGAGAGGCCUAUCCAAGCUUCGCCCCCCAGUCUGUCCCCCUGGGACUUUCAAACUCUGUCCAAUCCCCUGGCCCCACAGCACCGGCUUGGACCAAGUGCCAUGCUCUAGCCUGAACCUGAACUACCUUGUCCAACUCAGCCGCCCAUGUGAUCUCCCCAGUGAGCCUGAACCUGAUCCAGUGAAGGAGCUGAAAUCUAUUCCCCAGCUAAAGGGUAAAAAGCGGCUCCUCUGGGUGCCCUCCGCAAAAAAAGAAAAGGAAGUUGAAGUGAGUUCCGCACAGAUGGUACCACUGCCUAGCCAUUCUCCUCCUGGCAGUGAGAUUUCCCACUUCCCCACUUCACCAAGGCUCCUGAGGGGCCAGUCCAUGCCCUGUCUUCGUGAAGGGUGGAGUCUGGCAGAUGAGUUGGGUCUCCCUCCUCUCUCCCCUCAUCCUCUCACCCCACUGAUCUUGGCUCCAGAGAGUAAACCACUGCUGUUUGGGGACCUGGCGGCUGAGGAUCUGAAGCAGAAGACAAAGAUCAUGGCAAUGGAGUGGGCUCGCUACUCACCACUGGAAUCGGGCCUGCCGCCACUCCUCGGGGUCCUUACUAGGCGCCUAACUGCCCAGCACCACAUAGAGGACCUGCAGCAAAAGUUGAAGAGCCUGCAGGAAGAAGAAGCCUCCGGACAGUGGGAUUUCCGCCCCCCCAGAAUCACUCCACUUCACCCACAGCCAAUGACUAUUACUUUGAAGCUACAAAAUCAGGUCGUGGUCCAAGUAGCUACUGUGCAACUCUCCGACAGAUGCUUUUCUGACACUUUCCACGUUGAGGGGGCUGGAGUCCUAUACAACCAUCUGACUGGGGAACUGGAUUGCAAAGCCAUCGAAGAAAUGGAUUCUGACCGUCUUGUUGGCAAUAGCACCAAAGAGGUAUACAAGGAAUUGAUGAGCCGAGUCUCAACUAGUCACCUCUCUUUUGAUGAAGGACCCCAGAUUGAGCCCUCGGCAGAUAAAGAUUGGUCCAUCUACCUGUCCUCUGCUUUUAUAUACCAAGAUAAACAUACCCCUGUCAUCAACCAUGAUCUGGUUGGACUUUAUUCCAAGAGAUCAAGCACUCAGCAGUUGUGCCCCGAGAAGACGCCUUCUCCCACAUUACUCCAAAAGGGCAGAAGCUGGGACAAGUGGUCAAACAAGACUAUAUGGAUGAAUUGGUGGAAAGCCUCUGUGUCUUCGGAAGACUACUUAAAGUUCCUCAUCACUCAGGAGACGGAUUUCCUCCAUGUCGUCUUCCAAAUGUAUGAAGAAGAGGCUUCUGUGGAGAUACCGGUCCCUGCCAAAGAGUCCCUGGAGAUUCAGCACCCUCCUCCCCUGCUGGAUGAUGAAGAGCCAGACUUUGUCCCUGGAAAGUGGGAUUGGAGCUCAGUGAUAGAGGACAGCUCAGCACCUGGGAAAGCCCACAUCCUAAAUCUGCAGCAGCGUCUAGAACGACUGUGGGUCGUGUUGGAAGUCCCUGACCAGAGCCGGCUGAACAUGGUCAUUAAGUACAGCUCCAAUGCACGCCUGCAGCAGCUACCAGCAUUGAUCAGGGCCUGGGAGCGGGUCCUGAAGCCCAUUCAGACACGGGAGUUGUUGCUAGGGAGACUGGAGUGGUUUGAACGACAAGCUUCCGACCCCAACCGGUUCUUCCAAAAGCCUGAUUUGAUGCUGAGUCGACUCCUGGAGGAGAAUCGGAUCCGGAGCCAUAUCCGAAGGAAGCUCAGUCUAAUGGAGUCUUCUUUGAUUUCCUUGCUGGAAAAGAUAGAGUUAGUGUUUGGGGAGCCAGUGACCUUCAAAGGGCGGCCUUAUCUAGAGAAGAUGAAGCAGGACAAAGUGGAGAUGCUCUAUUGGCUCCAGCAGCAGCGGCGGGUUCGCAAUCUACUCCGGGCCCAGAGAGCCUUCCACCCCAUUCUCACAAGAAGCCGCAGCCAGGCUUUAAUAGCUCCUGGGAAUAGUCCUAUUGCCCGCUAA
Molecule: messenger RNA, 2550 nt
Organism: Onychomys torridus (southern grasshopper mouse)
Lineage: Eukaryota; Metazoa; Chordata; Mammalia; Rodentia; Cricetidae
Gene: Ccdc87
Product: coiled-coil domain containing 87
Exons: 1
Coding region: 1-2550 (849 amino acids)
Source: RefSeq, a predicted model, not a curated record